CAGUCAGCUGGGGGCAAAGCUAGGACUCCGCAGGCUGCCUCCUGAGAGACAUUGGCUGGGUUAGGGCAUUGGAAAGAGUCUAGGCAGAUCAGCAGCCAGCCUCUAAGAUGAGCUCUCUCUUUUAAAAGCAUUCAGCCUUUAAACACCACAAUCUGCACUUUUUUCCCCUUUUGCAUCAGCCAAAAAAAAAGGGGGCCAAAAAAAAAAAAAAAAGCCAUUCUGAAAAAAUGAACCAUCCUCGCCCUGGGGCAUGGGGGAGAAGGAAAGGAGCAGAGAUGGCAGCAAUUUAUUUCCUUGAAAGAUCCCUUGCAAACUACAACAGCCUAACAGACAAGCACUUGGCGGGCUACUUCAGCAACACCAGGAUAAGACGUCAUCUUCAGAAAUCAGGGCUGAUCUCAAGAAGUGGAAGAAUAAUAUCUGAGAAGGAUUACCGGCUAAAUGCUAUGAGGAAGGAUCAUCAGAAGUAUAUACGGGAAUGUUUGGCUCAGGCCAUAUUCCACAAAGUCUUGGACAUGGAACGUCAUCACCAGGUUGAAAUAAAAAGAAAACUGGAAAGUUCUGCAAUGAAAGAGCGUGUUCAGAGAAUUAAAGUGGAACGAUCAAGAAAGUCAGCAGAAGAUACACAUUUCCUGCUUUCCCCACACCCACCCACUGUGCCGAGAAAUCGCCUUGGACGCCGCAGAUUUGGUGACAGAGGACAAUCGGGUCAUUUGGCCACCUAUCCUCGACCAAGCACUGCACCAGGGAACAUACAGCAUCCAGUCCGACUGCAGCCAAUUUACAACAAUGCCACAACAGAGUCUACAGCCAAGGCUACUUCAAGUUCCAGGCUAAAGUUCUCAGCACUUGAAAAAGAACAUCAUUUUGUCAGUGGGGGAGAGAGAAGUGUGUUAAGGCCUAUGUAUGCAACUGAUUAUUCAACUGGAAUAUCCCCUUACCGACUUCCUAUCAUUAACAACUAUGUGAUACCUGUCCCACCACCACCACCCAAAAGUGAAAAGAACAUAAACGCAAUGAAAUCUGGGACAUUAAGAGGUCGACGAUUUCGGCCAACAACUGCGCCAAAUGGCUUGGAGCAAUUGAUAAUGAAGGACACAGGAAAGUUCUACAAGCCUCAAAUACAUAGCAAUGCAUAUGUUACUAUGAUAUAUUUGGGGAAAACUGUGCACCUGUCCUAUGACCUUUUUGACUACCGAGAUGAAAUAAAAAUAUAUCAACAGCACUGUGGAGGAGAAAAUGUGUGUGUCUAUAGAGGAAAACUACUAGAGGGAGAAACGUUCCAGUUUAUCUCCAAGCGGCAUCAUGGCUUUCCCUUCAGUCUUACCUUCUAUCUCAAUGGAAUCCAAGUGGACCGGUUAAGUUCCUGCUGUGAAUAUAAGCAUCGGAAGGGUGCUCGACUGGGAGGCAAACAUGGACAUUUUGGUUUUGUCAAUGUGGAAAGAUCAUCUCCUUGUUAUAGGUGUAUCAUUGCAAUGGGUCUGGACAAAAUGCCUUCCCCUCCCAAGAAGAAGAUGGCUGAGGAGGAUGAAGAAAAGAAGGAAGACUCUGGGAAAGUAGUAAACCAUAAGCUAAGAGAGAGCAGCAGCAGCAGCAGCAGUAGCAGCAGCAGCAGCAGCAGUAGAGAAGAAAACAAAGAUGCAAUGUCACUGUCUUCUUCAGGUCCGGAUGAAAGGAAAGAUCUUGUAGAACAUGUUGCAGAAAUGGAAGUGGAGACAAGAAAAGUUGAAAUAAAAGGAGCUAAUGAUAAAUGUGAAAGGAGCCAGAGAAGUACAGCUAAUUAUGCAUAUGAUGAAGAUUUUGAAGCAGAUGAAGAGAAAUCAGAUGAGAAAGUUAAUGAAGAAGGACAGGCUGAUGAUCAAAUGAAUGGAAUGUCAAAGUCACCCUCAGAUGAUGAAAAAGAUAAUUUAGUCCAUGAAAAGGAGAGUAAAAACUCAUCACAGAAAGCUUUGCAGGCCUCUGACAGUGAGCGAGAUGAAAGUGAUGGAUACUCAGAGAGUGACUCGGAGGAGGAUAAACAAGACAGGAAGUGUGUGCCUUCCCUCUCAUCCAGCAGCACAUUGUAUAGCAGUGAAAAUGAGUCUGAAGGUGAAACAAGAAAGCAAGAUGAUGAAAAAGAUAAUGCUGAGAUGCUUUCGGAAUGCGACAAUGAAACCGCAGAAACCCAAAGAGAAGAGGGUCAAGAAACUGAUGUGGAGGAAGAAGAAGAAGUAGGUGCAGUAGAAAGCACAAAUGCCAAACAUGUACCAGGUCCCUUUGAUGAAACAACAAUGGAGAAGAACCUUCUGCACACGACUCCAGUCAGUGAGAAUCUGAAGCUUGUAGGGCCAGUAGAUGUGAGCGAAAGUGAGGACAGGGAGGACGAUGUAUUUGUGCACUCAGAAGGCAAGACCCUGGAAGUGCAAUGCAGAAGCAGGGAGCCUUCAGAAGAUGAGGAAGAAGGUGACUGCAAAUCAGUCCAAGAGAAAAUAGCUGAGGCCAUUGAAAAUGAUCAGUUUUUGAGUUCUGAACCUGAGCCUAGUGAUUCCAGUACAGAGGAUGAGGAUGAAAACACAGCUGCUGUACAAGAUGAAAAUGAAGUACCAGAUGGAGAUUCCUUGGCAGAAGAAUCAAAUGAGCUUGAGUCACAGAAGGUUGCAGAGGAAGUGGAACAAGAGAGACAGAUGGUGGGCAAAGAAAGAGCACUUGAGGAAGUGGAGCUUAUAGAUGAAGAAGGCCCCCAGAAAAUAGUUCUGGAUGAAGAAGUUCCAGCCAAAAAUGUAUCAGUUCUUAUGGCAAAACAGGCCGUAAAGAAUGAGCUUAUGACAGAAGAGACAGAACUGGAGAAAGCAGUAGAAUUGGAUCUGGAAAUGGACAAUAUAGAAAACCAAGUAACAUAUGAGGAACAAUCUGAGGGGAAGAUAAAAGUGGAAGGAUUCAAAUUGCUGAAGGACACAGUAUUAGAAAAUGUAGCCUCUGAGGGACAGGAAAUAUUGGAGGAAGGCCAGUUAGAAAGGGAGCAAGAAGAGUACCAGAAUUUUUCAGAGGGGUUAAUGGCUAUUGGGGAGGCAUCUGAAGGUGAGGAAGAUACAGAAGAGACAGCAGAAAUAUUGGGGACUAGAGAAUUGCUUGGAAAUAAGUCUAUGGAGGAGGAAGCACAUAAGGCAAAGGUGGUUAUAGAAGAAGUGGCUGAGUCUGAUGAGCCUCUAGAGACUAUAUUUGUUAAAAAGGACACUGUGGAGAAGUCAUUGAAAACUCUGGAAGAAGCUGAUUUUGAAGGAAGUGAAUCUUUGCAAGAGAGAGAACAUGAGACAGAGGCUGUAGAAAAAGCUAACAUGCAACAUGGAUCUAUAGAAGACAUGUUUUUGAAGGAAGAUGAGUGCAUGGAAGAGGGAAACUAUGAAAAAAUUGAAUUGAGGAAUGGUUCCAUCACGGAAGCAGAGCUAACAGUGUCUGAAUCGGAAGAAUCUUUGCAAGAGAGAGAACAUGAGGCAGAAGCUGAGGAAAAAGCUAACAUGCAACUUGGAACUAUAGAGGACAUGUUUUUGAAGGAAGAUGAGUGCAUGGAAGAGGGAAACUAUGUAAACAUGGAAUUGAGGAAUGUUUUGAUCAUGGAAGCAGAGCUAACAGGGCCUGAAUCUGAAGAAUCUUUGCAAGAGAGAGAAGACGAGACAGAAGCUGUAGAAAAAGCUAACAUGCAACUUGGAACUAUAGAGGACAUGUUUUUGAAGGAAGAUGAGUGCAUGGAAGAGGGAAAAUAUGUAAACAUGGAAUCGAGGGAUGUUUUGAUCAUGGAACCAGAGCUAACAGUGCCUGAAUCUGAAGAAUCUUUGCAAGAGAGAGAAGACGAGACAGAAGCUGUAGAAAAAGCUAACAUGCAACUUGGAACUAUAGAGGACAUGUUUUUGAAGGAAGAUGAGUGCCUGGAAGAGGGAAAAUAUGUAAACAUGGAACUGAGGAAUAUUUUGAUCAUGGAAGCAGAGCUAACAGGGCCUGAAUCUAAAGAAACUUUGCAAGAGAGAGAACAUGAGACAGAGGCCGUAGAAAAAGCUUACAUGCAACUUGAAACUAUGGAGGAUAUGUUUUUGAAGGAAGAUGAGUGCAUGGAAGAGGGAAACUAUGAAAAAAUUGAACUGAGGAAUGGUUCCAUCACGGAAGCAGAGCUAACAGUGUCUGAAUCGGAAGAAUCUUUGCAAGAGAGAGAACAUGAGGCAGAGGCUAUAGAAAAAGCUAACAUGCAACUUGGAACUAUAGAGGACAUGUCUUUGAAGGAAGAUGAGUGCAUGGAAGAGGGAAACUAUGUAAACAUGGAAUUGAGGAAUGUUUUGAUCAUGGAAGCAGAGCUAACAGGGCCUGAGUCUGAAGAACCUUUGCAAGAGAGAGAACACAAGACAGAGGCCGUAGAAAAAGCUAACAUGCAACUUGGAACUACGGAGGAUAUGUUUUUGAAGGAAGAUGAGUACAUGGAAGAGGGAAACUAUGAAAAAAUUGAAUUGAGGAAUGGUUCCAUCACGGAAGCAGAGCCUACAGUGCCUGAAUCAAAAGAAGAAGAGAGUGUCUCCACAGAUGAAAAAGCAGCUGCUUUAGAAGAGUCAUCAGACAGUCUCACACAAGAAGCUUCAUUUGAAGUGAAGAUAAUCCAGAAAGUUCCAGUUAUGUGGGAGGAAGAGCUAGACAAUACAUCUCUUGAAGCAAGUGAGACAGAAGAUAUGUCUGAGGGCAGCAUUUCAUCAGCAGAAGAAGAAAAUAAAAAGUAUCAGGGAGCAAUAAUAAAAACGGGGGGAAAGGAAUCAGGAGACAUGCUUAACAAUGAAGGAGAAGCAAUACUCAAAGGCCUAGUGGUGACUGAGGAAACAGCGCAGGAAGAAAGCAUUAAGAAGCUGGUAACUGACAAAGAAGAUGCUUUUACUGAAGAACCGGUGAGAGAAGACCCAGAAGCUAUUGCACUGGUGACUGAAGAAAUAACAGCGGGGGCAGGGGAAGAAAGGAAGGUGGAUCCUGAAGAGAUAGAUAAAGAUGUGGUGGUUAAAGAGGAGAUGGGUGCUGGAGAUGCAGAAAUGGAAGUGCUAGUUAAAGGGGAGGUGGAAGCUGAAGAGGCAGAGACAGCACUGAUGGUUAAAAGGGAAGCAGAGCCUGAAGAGACAGAAAGAGAAAUGAUGGUUAAAGGGGAGGUAGAGGCUGAAGAGAGAGAGGGAGAGUUGAUGGUUAAAGGGGACGUGGAGGCUGAAGAGACAGAAAGAAUGAUGGUAGUUCAAGGGGAGGUGGAGGCUGACAAGACAGAAGGCGAGAUAGCAGUUAAAGGGGAGUUGCAGGCUGAAGAGACAGAAAUAGAGGGGACAGUUCAAGGGGAGGUGGAGGCUGACAAGACAGAAGGAGAGGUGGUGGUUAAAGAGAAGGGAGACCCCAGUGAAAGAGAAGUGGCACUCGAUAGUGACGUGGAAGCUGAAGAGGCAGGAAGCAGAAUGUUCGUUAAAAGGGAGGUGGGGGCUGAAGAUACUGAAAGAGGGGUGGUGAUUAAAUGGGAGCUCGAGACCAAAGAGACAGAAGGUGAAGUGGCAGUUAAAAGUGAAGUGGAAACUGGUGAAGAAGAUCCAGAGACUGAUGAAGAAGUGGUGUCUGAUGACACAGGACCUGAGGAAGAAAUUGAUUCUGAGAUGACUAUAGUGGAGAGGCAGAGUGUACACAAUGUGACAGGAGAUAUGGUAGCAGAGACAGAACUAAUAGCUGAAUCAUCAGCACAAAAUGUAGCAUUCGUAGGAGGCGAACUGAACCAAGCAAAGGGAACAGAGAAUGAAGCAGGCCCAAAAGAUGAAAUGGAAAACACAUCUAAAGAGGUAGCAGGCGCAAAAGCAUUAACUAACAUGCAGAUGAAGAAGCAAGGGAGAACUGUUGAGGAGGAGGAGGAAGAGGAGGAGACAGACACAGAAGAACAGAUGAGAGGAGAAGGAAUAAUAUCUUUGAAAGAUGUGGAGGAAGCUCUCUUAUUAGGAAUACAGCAGUUGAUAACAGAAGUAUCACAGAUAAAGGUGGAAGAUAUAGAAGAAGAACCUGAAGUGGAAUGUUUGCCAAGUGGAAUUUCAUCACAUGAGGAUCCCAAUACAGAAGACCUUUUUGUAGGUGCAGUAGCAAAAGAAAGGCAGAUUACUCAGAGUGACAAAGCUGAGAAAAGAGAAGAUGAUGAAUGCAUGGAAGAUGUCAAUUUGGAGGAAGAAGAUGAAAGAGAAAACAGAAAAAUAGGAGAAGACCACCCUUCAAUAGAAAAUCUGCCAGUGAUAGAAAGCAUUACCAUGAGUGAACAGCAGUCUGAAAGAGAGCAGCAACAAGAAGUCUCUGCACAAAUGAUCAACCUAGAGCCUGCUGGAGAACCAUAAGACAAGCACUAAGGGAAAAGAAUGCAAUGGGGUUGGAAUCUUGUCAUCAUUGCAGUCCCAAGAUGUGGCAGAAAAAAGACUCACUCAAGCAUGCGCUCCAGUUCCUUCAGUGCUUGUAGUCCCUGAUUUCCAUUAUUAUUAUUGUUGUUAUUAUUUAGUAACUUUUUCACAAAUCCCUCUAGAUUGCUGCUUGCUGGGAUGUCUGCUCUCUUCUUUCUUUCUUUCCUUUAUGAGUAGCAUAAACAUCUGUCACUUUGCACCAGAUCAGCUCCAGAGAAGUAAAAUAAGCCUUUCUAGCCUAUUUCAGAAGUAGCACUCCUUUAUAAUUAUGAAGAGAAUGAUCAUGAGGCUCAUCCAACAGCUGCCACACAUUCUUUUUGAAAAACAGAGAAUUAUUAUGUUACUGGACCUUUCUAAAAAUCCACCAGUUCACUGUAGUGACAGCGAGGGCCACAUGAGGACUAUAUGUAGAAUAAUAAAGUACCUGCAAGCGGAUCUGAGAA
Hemicordylus capensis (graceful crag lizard) is the source of this 6853-nucleotide messenger RNA. RefSeq names its product glutamate rich 3 (gene ERICH3). Bases 228 to 6350 code for a protein of 2040 amino acids. Lineage: Eukaryota; Metazoa; Chordata; Lepidosauria; Squamata; Cordylidae. The transcript is spliced from 16 exons. The record is from RefSeq and is a predicted model, not a curated record.